AUGGCUGAUCUCGAGUCCCAUGCUCAUUCGAUCCCCGGGAUCUCAUUGGAUUCGCUGGUGUCCAGCGAGGCGAGCUCCGUCGGGGCAGCAGCCCAGCCCGAUGCAAACCGCCCCGCAUUGACGGUGGGCAUCGACUUCGGGCAUGGAGACUUGACCGGUAGUGCCCUGCUCCAGAGUGGGAGCUCGGCCAUUCACACGAGCUCCCCAAUGAUGACCACGGCCCCCAGCACCCCGGCCGACAUCCCGAUUCUCCCUUGGGACGCCAGUCGAGUGCAGGAUGAGUGGCGGCAGCGGGACCAAGUCCGACGCCGGCGCGGGCCCGCUGGCAUGCCCUUGCCACCGGCCGUGUCCGGCAGUGAGCGCCGGGCCCUGCGCAAUUUCGACGCCUUCCCGAAGGCUGACCCGUCGGUGCAAGAAACCUCGCGCGCCAGUGGACUCGUGUCGGCCGGGCUGCUUUUGUGCCUGGUCCUGGUGGGGCUCUACGAGUGGAACGAGUAUGGCCGCGUCAUUCGAACAUACUCCUACUCGAUCGACACCUCGACGCACAAGGACCUGCCUUUGACAAUCGACUUGUGGAUGGGCAUCGCUUGUCAAGAUGUCGGCGUAUUGACGCAAGACAUCACCGGCGAGACAACGGACAUCAGCGGGCGGUUCAAUAUGGAGUCGGGCUCCUUCCUGGCCCCUCACUCGGGGGAGAUCUUCAUUUCGCCCGAGUCCCGGACGGCCGACUUCUCCCGGCCUGCCACACUGCAGGGCAGUGACCUGUCCGGGAGUGUGGUUUCUUUCCAGGCAGCGCCGACCAGCGGUUGUCGCAUUCGAGGGAAGACAUUCAUCAAGAAGCCUCGGGCUCAGCUUAUCUUCACGAGCAAGGCCAUCCUCGAUCGGAGCUACCAUGAUGGGCACCAUAUGGACGACCUGGCCUCGCUCUAUGGCAUCAAGCACACCCAGGCCCAAGGCCAGGGGCAUGACCGAGGCGACGACCAUGGGGGCCACAUGGCCCCGAUGAUGGGUAUGGGGGAUCUGCACAUCGGUCGGAACCGGGCCCGGCACGGGCAUGGCCACGGGCACGAUCAUGGCCACGGGCACGGUCAGGAUCAUGGCCACGAUCAUGGCCAUGCUCCCAAGGCCGAGCGGCGACACUCCCGCCGGGAGGAGGGCGACAAUGCGGAGGCCGCAAGCAGGGGACACCGCGGUCAUGGGCACGGCGGGCCGGCCGCCAACCGGCCGAUUCCCCAAGCAUCCAUGGCCAAUGAGGAGCCCCUGGCAGAGGCCACGCAGCGCCACAUGGCGGCCAGCCCGGUGAACAUGACCCACCGGUUUAACGCCCUCGCUUUUGGCCCGCGCUUCCCGGACCUCGAAGCCCAGCUGGAUGGCCUGAUGGCCACCCCGCCGAAGUCCCAGUACAUGUACCGGUACUUCCUGGACGUGGUGCCCACCCUGUACUGGGACCGGACUGGUCGUCUGACCUUCUCCCCGGAAGAAGUGUGGCCCUUCGCCGCGGCCGCCAGCCAGGGCCGGCCGACAUCCAUGGUCCAGUCGGCGCAAUUUGCUUUCAACCUUUUCCACCGGCCGGUGGAUGUGCAUUCCGGCAACACCGGCUUCGCAGGCAUCGUGUUGUCCAUCAAUUCCGAGCCGCUUCGAGUGAUGAUCUCCGACCAGUACGCUCGGUCCAUGGCUGACUCCUGGAUUAGCGGGCUAUUCAGCAGCGGUGCCGGUGGCAGCGGCAGCAAUCUUCGCGAGGGGGGCAAUUUUGAUGCCUCCCGCGAGGCUGCCCGACUCAUGGACAACCUGUGGGGGAUGUCCACGUCGGUGGGCGAGCGCCUGACCGCGUCGCUCCUGGAUGGGCCUCUUCGGCUGCUUGUGCGGCUGAUGGCCAUCGGCGGGGGGCUGAUUUACUUUUCCCAAAUCCUGGCCCGUGUUUCCAUCCACCUGGCCGGGCGCCUGGCCGCCCGAGGCGGCCAUGCCACGGGCAAGAUCCACAGCAGCUGA
This is a messenger RNA of Fonticula alba, 1989 nucleotides long. RefSeq lists its product as hypothetical. Gene Ontology annotation, cellular component: endoplasmic reticulum; COPII-coated ER to Golgi transport vesicle. The record is from RefSeq and is a predicted model, not a curated record. The coding region runs from base 1 to 1989 and encodes 662 amino acids. The transcript is spliced from 7 exons. Lineage: Eukaryota; Rotosphaerida; Fonticulaceae.